Messenger RNA from Anolis carolinensis (green anole), 4723 nucleotides. RefSeq names its product solute carrier family 22 member 3 (gene slc22a3). NCBI's taxonomy places the organism in Eukaryota, Metazoa, Chordata, Lepidosauria, Squamata, Anolidae. The record is from RefSeq and is a predicted model, not a curated record. Gene Ontology annotation, molecular function: transmembrane transporter activity. Bases 292 to 1938 code for a protein of 548 amino acids. Gene Ontology annotation, cellular component: membrane. The transcript is spliced from 11 exons. Gene Ontology annotation, biological process: transmembrane transport.
AAGCACUGUGCCAAACUGACAUUAUAACACUGUGUGCAUUUCUGUGGUCUAUGAAACAGAAAAGGAGAUAGACUGAGAGAGAGAUGGGAACUUGAAGUUAAAGUUUGCUCUGCCAGAGUAUUGCUGAAGCUCUUUACCUCUGUGGGGAUGAAGGAGUCCGAAUAAGAGAAUGGGAAUGAGCUUACAUGAUAUAUAGGAAGAUAUGCCUGUAGUCCUUGGGUUGGAGUGACUCCUGCUGCCACCACUUGGAUUCAUCUGGCUUGAUGAGGGGGGAGGCAACCAUUUUCGACAAUGCCAUCUUUUGACGAGGUCUUAAAAGAGGCUGGGGAGUUUGGAAGGUUUCAAAAGAAGGUCUUUUUCCUUCUUUGCCAAACUGGGAUCACUUUUUCUUUUUUAUUUGUCGGAGUUGUAUUUAUUGGACAACAUCCCGAACACUAUUGGUGCAGGAUUCCUUGUGCAGCUGAACGGAGCGAACAUUGCGCAUGGACGUUUGAAGAGGAGUACAAUGUCACAGUUCUUGCUUCGAGUUUGAUGAAUUAUUCAUCCCAGUGCAAGAGGUAUGAUGUGGAAUGGAAUCAUACCUGCUCCAGCUGUACUGAAGACCCACUGUCUCGUCUUCCCAAUGGCAGCUUGGGCAAGGUGCCACUUACUACAUGCCAGGAUGGCUGGCGUUAUGAAAACCCCCAUUCAAGCAUUGCUACUGAGUUUGACCUUGUGUGUGACAACAAAUGGAUGAUAGACAUGACACAGGCUGUUCUCAACCUGGGGUUUUUAAUCGGAGGGUUCACUCUAGGCUACGCUGCUGACAGGUAUGGCAGAAUCCUCAUUUAUCUCUUUUCUGCCUUUGGGGCAGGAUUGUGUGGCCUCAUAAUGGCUUUUGCAGAAAACAUUGUAGUAUUUUCAAUAUUUCGCUUUCUGCAAGGUGUAUUUGGAAAAGGAACCUGGAUGACGGCCUUUGUUAUUGUGACAGAGAUAGUUGGCUCAGAAGAGCGGAGGAUUGUUGGGAUUAUAAUCCAGGUCUUCUUUACCCUUGGAGUUAUCAUCCUUCCUGGAAUUGCUUAUUUAAUUUCAACAUGGUGGUGGAUUCAGCUAAUUACAACGCUCCCCAACUUCCUUUUUCUGCUAUAUUAUUGGCUGAUACCCGAAUCUCCACGGUGGCUACUAACUCGCAAAGAAGGAGAAAAAGCCUUUAAGGUUAUGCAGUCCAUUGCCAAAGACAAUGGGAAAUGCCUUCCAUCACAUUUUUCUGAGAUUACAGUCUCUGACAAUGAAGUUAGUAAUCCGUCUCUUUUUGAUCUGGUUAGAACACCACAGAUGAGAAAAAUCACUCUAAUCCUAAUGUAUGCCUGGUUCACAAGUGCAGUGGUUUAUCAAGGCCUUGUCUUGCGCCUGGGGAUCAUAAAAGGAAAUCUCUAUUUGGAAUUCUUCAUCUCGGCACUGAUGGAAUUGCCUGCGGCCUUUUUAAUCUUACUGACAAUUGACCGCAUCGGGCGGCGCCCCCUCUUUGUCUCAAGUGCAAUUAUGGCCGGGAUUGCAUGCUUAAUUACUGCAUUCUUACCCAAAGAUAUGCCAUCAUUAAUUACAUCAGUAGCUAUCUUAGCAAGGCUUGGAAUCACCAUAACCUUUGAACUUGUAUAUCUUGUAAAUUCUGAACUGUAUCCCACAGUAUUCAGAAAUUUUGGUGUCUCUCUCUGUUCAGGUCUGUGUGAUAUAGGGGGCAUUGUGGCCCCUUUUUUACUCUACCGUCUAUCAGACAUCUGGUCGGAGCUUCCUCUAAUCAUCUACUGUAUAUUGGCUGUUUUGUCUGGGAUUCUAGUCAUACUUUUACCUGAGACAAAGGGACUCUCCCUACCAGAGACAAUAGAGGAUGUUGAACAAUUAUCAAGUAACAGCAGAAGAUGUGGGAACACACACCAAAAUUCCAGCUCAUAUGUUUGAUAUUUUGUGAUGCACUGCCAGAUCAUCCUCAGCCACCCGAUGGAGAAGGUGGAUCCAGCUGUGUCAAAACAAAUAUUCCUAAAGCACUUCUUCAAAAAUAUAAGGGCAUCUACAGUAAACAAGGCAUUGUUUUUCUACAAUUUUGAAAGUAUUUUCUAUAAUUACUGUUUCCUGAUUGGGAAUACUUAUGUGCAGGUCUUUUAAAAGAUUACUCACAUCCUCUGCAAAAGUUGUUUUGUCUAAGAUCAUACUUCUUUGUACGUAUCUAGCCUAUAUGAUUAUUACCUAUCUUCUCCAACUGUAUGUUGUUGAACUGUAGAAGUGGUCCACAAAUUUGUGAAAAAAUCUGAAAAUUCUAAAAACCAUUCAAAUGAGCUAGUGGAACUGAAUCACAAUGAAGGGAAAAACAUUUUUUAUUCAAAGUUAUGAAAAAAACUGUUCCAGUCAAAAAUCUACAAGGUCUACAAAAUAUUCAUGGCUGGGUGGAAAACCCAAAAUUGUAUUCCCUGCACUCUGUUUUUCCUAAAUGAUAAUGGCAUUAAAAUCAGAGACUGGCUGCCUAUGUGGAUUCAACUGAGUGCUGGUAUUUAGCUCAGCACAAAUGUUGUAGAUAUGAUUAAUAUUUUACUUUACACCAACUUGCAGAAAUAGCAAUGCAUAUCUCCACUUUCAUUAUUCCAUAUAUCAGGCAUUUGGUUGGUGCAGUACUAGGGACCAGGUAAAAUAUACAUCUGUGCAAAUGUAAACUUUAUCUUCUACUCACUAGUGAGCAUUUCAUCAUCUUCCAUUGCUCAUUGUUGUAUCUAAUGGAGGAGGCUCAUUGUUCUUGAACACUUCUCUCAAUUUGCACUGAGAUACAGCUUCUUUCAUUUGUGCGAGAGGCACUCUGUUGCCUGGAAAUGCCAUUACUUAACAUCAAUGGAUUGGCCUAUUGCUCCUUACCCCUGAAAAAGAAAGUGUCAAACUGUGCCUCCAUCUACACUGCCAGUUGAAACUGCAUUAUAUGGACAGUGUAGAUGGGGCCUUAGAUGUACCUUGGCUUUCAAUGCAGAGCACAGAAGUAAUUAAUUAAUUAAUUAGGGUGUAUGUACACUGUAUAAUUAAUCCAGUUUGACACCACUUUAACUGCCAUGGCUCAAUGCUAAUGUUAUGUGAUUUCAGCUCAGCUAAAAUUGUGGGUUCAGGGCCCAGAGUGCCUAGCUCCCAAAGGAUCAAAUGAGACACAGAUGGGUUGAAAGCAAAAUCAGAGGUCAAAGAGGAUGGCAGUGGAGUCUGCGCUCCAAAGCACUGACAUACCUCAGUACAAACAUAGAGAAAUAUUUAUAGCACUUUGACAGCUCUCCAAAAUAAAGGCACAUGGCCAGCUAGGAUCUGCUCCUUGGUUGGUCAGGAGCUUCGUCAUCCAUUGUCAUCGCUUAUUGGCUCCAGAUGUAGUGGGAAAUUUAAUAAAAUGUCAUUGGAUUAUUUUGAAGACUUGUCUAUUUAUUGAUCUACUCAAGUGGAAAGGAAUAUGGUGGGGCAGGAGAUGUUGGGUUGGAAUAGGUUUUGAUAUCUCAGCUUCAGUUGGGAAAACAAAAAAGAAGCUCAGGGUGUUGUUAAUUUCAAUGUGAGCCCCAGGAGUGGGUCCAAUUUGGUGAAGAAGAGGAAGAAACAUUCCCAGAAACAAGUCAGAUCACUUCAGGAAAAAGAGGAAAAGACCCAGAGGCUCUUGUGUGAGCCCAUAGUAGGCUCUUUAUGUCUUCUCGGGGUAUUGUGAGGGGAUGAUGUUAACUAAGGUCAUCCCUUAAGGUCUGAGGUGUGUACAGUGUCUGUGCAGCAUUCCAGGAUUUUUUUUAAUGAAAAUAACUCUAAAAAUCAGGAAUGAGGUCAACAUGGACACCCUAAUUCAUCCAUGGGGCUGUGGACUAUGGGAUUCAUCAUUUUGGGGUCUGGUUUUCAAUAACACUAUUGAAUCAUGGGAGUUGUUGUUUGGUGAGGCACUGGCACUAUUUGGUAAAGAAGGCUAAAGGCCUUGUAAAACAACAACCCCCUUAAUUCUCUACCAUUGAGCCAUUAAAGUUAAAGGGUGCCAAAUUGCAUUAGUUUUGCUGGGUGCAUGCACCCUUUGUUAAUCAGAAAUAAUCAGAUACUUGCACUUGUUUCUUUUUCACAGUUGUAAAGGUAAAACUAUAUCCCAUUCUGAUUGUGAUUUAAUUAGUAGUACAGUAGAGUCUCACUUAUCCAACAUAAACGGGCCAGCAGAAUGUUGGAUAAGUGAAUAUGUUGGAUAAUAAGGAGGGAUUAAGGAAAAGCCUAUUAAACAUCAAAUUAGGUUAUGAUUUUACAAAUUAAGCACCAAAACAUCAUGUUAUGCAACAAAUUUGACAGAAAAAGUAGUUCAAUACAACAGUAAUGCUAUGUAGUAAUUACUGUAUUUACGAAUUUAGCACCAAAAUAUCAUGAUAUAUUGAAAACAUUGACUACAAAAAUGCGUUGGAUAAUCCAGAACGUUGGAUAAGCGAGUGUUGGAUAAGUGAGACUCUACUGUAAUUUCAUUCCUUUUUGAUGUGAACUGUAAUAGUUGCAAGGUAUGACCUCUCUAAAUGAUGGAGGAGGAAUAUGUAGUUCAAAUGCUGGUUCAUGUUAUACCUCAUGUUGUUGCCUUGUGUUUCUGUUGGGAAUGUUGAAACAAAAAUUAUUUGGAUGGGAAGAAAUUGUGUUUCAGAUGCAUGUUUUCUUAAAUAAAAAAAAACUUAAAAGGCAAGCUGUUAGAAAUGGGAAAUUAAAGAGUUGGUUUGUUUUGUAA